AUGAUUGUUUAUGUGAAUAUGUUGCUAGUAUGGCUCUCCUGUAUGUUACUUUUCACUACAGUCUCUGGGUUAAAAGGGAGUCUUUAUGCGUUUGCUAAUGAAUCUGUAGAUUCACCGGUUGUUUCUACAACAUCGGGUCAAUUUUCAGGAUUCAGUAUUCGUCAGACAAAUGUUUGGAUCGGAAUUCCUUAUGCUGCUCCACCUGUUGGAAUACUGCGUUGGCAAAAAGCUCAACCUUAUGUUAUAACCGACAUCGUCAAUGGCAAUGUACAAAAUGCAACGUAUUAUAGUCCAUCGUGUCCUCAAAUCGAACGAGUAGGUAUUAGUUCAGGUCCAUUUGAUGAAGAUUGCUUAUAUCUGAACAUUUGGGCGCCGCGUAAUCCACCUCCAAUCUCAUCAACGGGAUAUCCAGUGAUGUUAUGGAUUCAUGGGGGAGGACUUCAAGAAGGUAGCUCGACACAGAUUAUCUAUGAUGGACUUAGUUGGACAAAUGCAGCUAUUCAAGAGAAUAAUUCACUUAUUAUAGUUACUAUUAACUAUCGUCUCAAUGUUAUGGGAUUCUUCGCUCAAUCAGCUUUGACAAAUGAAAAUGGACAAAUUAUUGCAAACCAAGGUAUUACAGAUCAACGCAUGGCAAUGCAAUGGAUCCAAGAUAAUAUUGGACAAUUUGGAGGCGAUAAGAAUUCGAUCACUCUAGCUGGUCAAUCUGGCGGGUCUUAUUCAGUUUGUAUCCAUAUUGUGUCACCAUUAUCUGCUGGCUUAUUUCAUGCUGGAAUAAUGGAAAGCGGAUCUUGUGAUAUUCCAUUUUAUAUGUAUGACAAGCAAUUUGCUUAUUCAAUAACAAAGGAUCUCGCAUCGCGUGUUGGAUGUAACAUCACGAAUUCGACUCAACAACUAGCCUGUUUACGAGAUGUUAACAGUACUCUACUCGUAACAACCAUGCCCAAUGUAUCAAUUCCAUCAUCAACAUCAUUAAUUUUUAAAGAUCAACUCAAAGUUAUUCAAGUAUUUCCCUUUAAUUUUAUCGUGGAUGGAGUAGAAAUACCUGCUCAUCCUUUACAACUCUUAUUAUCAGGAGCAUUUAAUCGUGUACCUACACUUUUGGGAGCGACUCAUGAUGAAUUUGUUUUACGUGUUCUAUAUGAAGAGUACGUUCAUCCACCAAACAGUACAGAAGAUUACUUAACCCGUAUUUUACCAAUAGUAACCUAUAAUCAGUCUGAAAUUGAAGCUCUAUACAAUCCGAGUCUGUUCAAUGGUAACUAUUCGAAAGCAUUUGUUGCAUUGAUGUCUCAAGGAGCCUUUAUUUGUGCUGCUCGUCGUAUGGCUGGGUAUAUGGCUGAACAACCUACAUAUCUUUAUACAUAUAAUCAUGCACCAGAGUCAUUUUGGUUGUCAUUACCAAGUUUGAUUAUGUGGCCAGGAGCAUACCAUUCGGCAGAGUUAUUGAAUUUAUUUCAAACAGCAUCGCCUUUACUUUAUGGUGACCAAAUGUUUUUACCUCAUGAAUUGAAUUUGGUCACAUCUACUCGCAGAUAUUGGACAAAUAUGAUUACAAAAUAUCAACCGAAUGAUAAUACCAGCUUAGCAUGGCCUCCAUAUUCACCUAGAACGGAUCAAGCUCUUCUCCUUAAUACGACUAUAACCACGACCACAUUUAUUGAUGCAUAUCCUAACUGCGAUGUCCUAUCAGCUGCACGUGUCAAACUAUUUGGCGAAUACAUUGGUUUGGAUGCUACAUGUAUUGCAGGAAAUAAUUGCUUCAUUAUAAAUUCUACUUCAUCUACCAUCACAACUAUCAGUAGUAAAAGUCUAUCUUGUUUCCAAUGUAAUUUAUUCGUUUUAUUUCCUCCUUAUAUUUUACUUUUUCUUUUUACUAAAUAA
Molecule: messenger RNA, 1884 nt
Organism: Rotaria sp. Silwood1
Lineage: Eukaryota; Metazoa; Rotifera; Eurotatoria; Philodinida; Philodinidae
Source: the annotation of a GenBank genome assembly